Eutrema salsugineum is the source of this 1684-nucleotide messenger RNA. Its product is annotated as BTB/POZ domain-containing protein At3g05675. The record is from RefSeq and is a predicted model, not a curated record. Bases 195 to 1517 code for a protein of 440 amino acids. Gene Ontology annotation, molecular function: protein binding. NCBI's taxonomy places the organism in Eukaryota, Viridiplantae, Streptophyta, Magnoliopsida, Brassicales, Brassicaceae. The transcript is spliced from 3 exons.
ACUGGUACACAAGAGAGAGAGAGAGAGAGAGAUCGGGUGGAGUUUGGAUGAUAUCAGAGUGGUUCGUAGUUGCAAGAUCAAAGCUCUAGUUCUUUUGUACUGUUCGAAGAAGUUCCACUGAGAAUCUUAAAGAUUCGACAUUUAGGGUUCUGAAAUACAUCAAAUUCUUGUGAAAAAAGCCGGCUUUUUCUACUAUGGAGCCUCGUGAUGAUCAAGCCGAGGCUUCAUAUACAUUUGGUGAUCGAACUACCAGUGACAUAGUAGUCAGACUAAGAAACGAAGAAGGCCGAGACGACUGGAUAUAUUGCCAUUCAAAGAUCCUUAGUGCUAAAAGCCGAUAUUUUGCAGAUCGUCUGUCUGAUAAAUGGCCCACUUGCAAGAUUCUUGAUUCGCGCUACUGUGUCGAAGUCAUCUGUCAAGAAUCAGACUAUGAUCAUCAUAUCAAUCUCUUACGACUUCUCUAUGUUGUCUCUGAUGAUGUCCCUGAGGAUAACUUGUGUCAUAAUGUGAAAAAUGCGUUAGGGAUACUCAGUGUCGCUAAACAACUUAGCUGCCCUCAAAUUGUCACUGCUUGUGUGAACUACUUGGAAGCAGUUCCUUGGGAAGAAGGUGAAGAGGAAGAGAUUCUGCGGAUUGUACCGGGAAUUGGAUCAGAAGCAGAGCCGAUUCUUGCCCGUCUCCAACCGGUUGCUCAAACCGCUGUUAUUGGAAUCUUUAUAUCGGCUUUUAGAUUCGCUACCUCGUCUCCGCCUUUGCCCUUAUGCGACAUAAAAUCAUCGGCUCAAGAGCAGAUAGAGUAUAUGAUAACCGAAGAUGACGAUGCUCCGUUGUUGAUUGCCGAUGAAGAGAUCAAGCUUGAAGUAAAGGAAUGUGUUAAGAGCCUGUUUGUGAGAUUCUUCCAGUGUCUAGAAGCAAUGUCCUUGGAUUCUGAGGUUACUAGCAAAAACGGGUCUUUUAGGAUGAUUCUAUCGGAUUUGUCAUGGGUUUGUCAGAUACUAACAAAGAUGGAAAUGGUUAGAGAUUUUGUUGUGACAUGGGUCGACACAUCUGAGAAGUUAGUUAAGGUAGUUGAAGCGAUGGAAACGGUUUCAGAGACGGUUGAGAUAAGAGUAAAGGUCACCGAGGUGACUGCGAAAGUGGUAGAGGCGAUUGGUUAUGGAACUGUGAUAUUACCAACAGGGAAACGGCUUCAGAUGGUGAAACUAUGGCUGCCCUUUGUGAGAAACACAAAGCCUCUUGUUGACUCAGAGGUAACCAAAAACGAUGAUGAUGGGAAUGAAGCUGUGAGAUGUAAAAUCGAUGGAGAGAUAUGGCAAGCUUUAGAGUCUUCCUUUGUGUCGAUAAUUCUGGCAUUGCCGUCUUCAGACCAAGCGGAGAUAUUGACUGAGUGGUUAAGCAAGAACGGGUUGUAUCCGGAUUUGACAGAGGCUUUUGAGGUUUGGUGUUACAGAUCAAAAGUCGCCAAGAGAAGAUUGGGUUUGGUAGGGGGAGAGGAAGACGAGAAUGGCAUGUCUUAACUCUUUUGUUGAGCUCUAAGGAACAUUCUGUCUCUCUUUUUUCGUUGUUGUUGUUGUGUGUUUAGGUCUUUUAACCCUUUUUUGAUGGGGUGCGUUCUCUGCCAAAUUCAUUGGCAGUUUACACAAAUCUGUAAAUACUGUUGACAGAUAUGUUGUCUUUUUCAAUU